AUGUUAGAUUUACCUUCAGAUAUUCCAGCAAAUGUACCUUUAGGAGUCAAGAUCUACAAGGACCAAUGUAUAUACAAUUACGACACGCCAGAGAAUAAUGAGUUGGGAAUUGAUAUUGAUCUCAAGACAUACAGGGCCUACUCGAGAAAUAAAGAUUAUAACUUUACAAAACAAAAUUAUGAACAGACUGGAGAUUACUUAUAUCUUAACAUUAGGAGAGCUCUUAAACCUCAAGAGGAGAUAAACAAGUUGUUGUAUGACGAUAAUGGUGAAAAAAGUCCCAAAAUACAAAAACUUGAGAUAAAGAAUGUUAAAGAAGAAGACUAUUACAUUACACAACUCGCAAUUUACGAUAUAAGAGAUGAACGUUUGUACACACAAGAAGAAGUUACCUCCAAGUUAUGGGGUGUAGCUGAGCAAAUUCUUGAAAGAAAUUCUUUGAACAAAGAGAAUGAAAUAAAACAAUGGGAGCAAGAAAUUGUUCCUUGUCCCCACUCCAUUGAUUUACAACCAAAUAAUGAGCGUGCUUCAGAAUUGGAUUCAAGAACUGAACCGGGCAAGUGUCACGAGUGCGAGUUGACGGAAAACUUGUGGAUUUGUCUCCAUUGUGGACAAUUGGGGUGUGGAAGGCAACAGUAUGGCUCAACAUUGAAAGGAAAUGGCCACGCUUUAAAACAUUACGAAGAAACACCAACACAUCCUGUUGCAUUGAAAUUGGGCUCGUUAAGCAAGGAAUCGGAAAGCUGCGAUGCCUACUGUUAUCAAUGUAAUGACGAAGUUAAGGUCCCUGAUUUAGCAGCCAAAUUAAAAGUAUUCAAUAUUGACCUUGAAACAGCGAAAAAGACAGAAAAAUCUUUAGUCGAAUUGAACAUUGAUCAAAAUCUUAACUGGGAUUUUAGAUUAGAAGGUGCAAACGGUGAAAAGUUACCGGCUGUUUAUGGUAAGGGAUUAACUGGAAUGCAAAACUUGGGUAACUCUUGCUACUUAAACUCCGUCUUGCAAGCUCUAUUAGACUUGGAUAGUUAUAAGCAAUUUAUUCUGCAGCUUGACUUUAGCUCUAGCAAAGAUCCCACAGAGGAUAUCAAAGCCCAGCUUAUAAAGUUAUACGAUGGAGUUUGGAGUGGCCGAUACUCGAUUCCUGGUUCUUUAAAAGGUGAAGAUUAUCAACUCGGUAUAAAGCCGUCGGAUUUUAAGACGUUGAUUGGAAAAGAUCAUGAGGAAUUCAAAACUCAACGUCAACAGGAUGCUUUGGAGUUUCUACAAUAUUUCUUCAGUAAAACGGAUCAAAUGCUUGGUCUCAAGUUAAAUGAAAACUUUAAAUUCUUAUUCGACACUAAAAUCGUUUGCGCAAAUUGUAAUCACGGUUCGAUUAAAGAAGAACUUUUGGAUAAUAUAUCUGUUCCGCUUCCUGCUGAAGAAAACAAGAAUUCGGAAAGCACUACUAUCGAAAAGUGUUUGAGAAGUUUAGUUGCAAAAGAGGCAAUUGCUGAUUAUCAAUGUGAUCAUUGCCACCACAGUCCUGGUAUGGCCUACAAAUCGAGUGGAUUUAGUACUUAUCCAAGGAAUUUGGUCAUUGGUGUGCAAAGAAUUAAACUCAAGAAUUGGACACCCGUAAAAGUUGAGGAUCCAAUUUCUCUCGAGUAUGAAUUAGAUUUGAGCACUUUUGAGGCUCCAAAAUUCGCUACAGGUGAAAGUGAAAACCAACUUGAAAAUAGGGAAGAAAAUACUGAUGCUUCACCUUCUUCUUCCUUAAAAUUUGUACCAAACGCAGAUGCGUUGGAAAUGCUUUUGUCUAUGGGUUUUCCUGAAGUGAGAUGUAUUAAUGCAUUGCAUGCAACAGGAAACAGUGACACAGAGAUGGCAAUGAACUGGAUUCUCGCAAAUAUGGACGAUCCAACUAUUGAUGUGCCCCUCGAUGAAAACAACAAAAAUAGUGGUAACACAAGCGAAAUUCCAACCAACGUUGAUGUUGUUGGUGAUGGUAAUGGUGCUGAAAACGAUGCAUCCAUUGGGAACUUAACGGAAAUGGGCUUUUCUUAUCAGUUAUCCAAAAAAGCGUUACAUGUUAGUAAGGGAGAUCUAGAAGCAGCUGUUGCAUGGUUAUUUGAUAAUCCUGAUGAUGAUGGUAUCAUUGUCGAAAAUGACGAACUCAAAGUCGACGUGAAAAAAGAAGAACGUGAGUUGAUAAAGACGUUACAAGGACAAGCUCAUGACAGUAACAACAAUUUAGUAAACCGAAAAACUCGAUAUAACCUCAAGUCUGUCAUUUGCCACAAGGGAACAUCUCCUCAUACCGGACACUAUGUCGUUUUUAUUAGAAAAUUAAUUGAUGGCAAAUGGACAUGGGUCCUCUUCAAUGAUGAAAAAGUUGUUGUUUGUGAUGAGAAUAGCCUCGCUGAAAUUGAGAAAACUGGAUACAUCUACAUUUAUGAGAAAGCUGAGUAA
This is a messenger RNA of Lodderomyces elongisporus, 2445 nucleotides long. RefSeq names its product ubiquitin-specific protease (gene ubp14). Gene Ontology annotation, molecular function: cysteine-type deubiquitinase activity; protein binding; zinc ion binding. Gene Ontology annotation, biological process: protein deubiquitination. The transcript has a single exon. NCBI's taxonomy places the organism in Eukaryota, Fungi, Ascomycota, Pichiomycetes, Serinales, Debaryomycetaceae. The coding region runs from base 1 to 2445 and encodes 814 amino acids. The record is from RefSeq and is a predicted model, not a curated record.